Messenger RNA from Clupea harengus (Atlantic herring), 3053 nucleotides. It is a transcript of the gene hdac9b, whose product is annotated as histone deacetylase 9b. NCBI's taxonomy places the organism in Eukaryota, Metazoa, Chordata, Actinopteri, Clupeiformes, Clupeidae. The record is from RefSeq and is a predicted model, not a curated record.
GCUGAAAUGGGCAGCUGUGUUUGGUGUGGUAUUUUUAAACGCAUCAAAUGCUGCUCCAAUCCCCUCGCCAUGCCUGACCUAUUUUUAGCUGGGCCAGCCAUUGUUCUAUUUCUGUCACCUGUGGAGCACACUGUUGUUGAUGCACAUGCAAAUGACUGCACACUCUUCACUCUGCUGCUAGCCUGACGACAGCAGCCCAACAAACUGAGCUGUCUUUCUCUUUCAGCACACAGCAGUGAUUCCACAACCCAGCUAUCAGCUCUCUGCUAGAAGUGGGAGUGAAAAAUAAGGAAAGCAGGGGAAGCAAGUCGAGAAGUGCGAUUUUUCUCUCAGGAGGAGGAGUGAGGAAGCAACACGCGCUGUGUGUUUGUCGGUGUUGAGAACAGCCUCCCUGAGGAGUCAGCAGGAGAGAGAGUCUCUCGAGAGGCGCAGUGUGGCACGGAGUGGGCUGACUGUGACAGGAAGCGCUAACGUUAGCUGAUGAGCAGACUGUGCCGAGGGAAGUAUGCUGCAGACCAUUUAUGAGGGCAACUUGUGUUUCUCCACGGACAGCACCUACCAGCAACAACAACUCGCUUCACAGCAUAACAUGCACAACGUCAAUGAUUCAGUGAACAUGAAGCAGGAGGGAGUGCUGUCAGUGGAGCCCGUGUCCCCACUGGACCUGCGCACAGACGUGAGGUUGCCAGGCCCAGGCCCAGGGCCAGAGGCCGCGCUGUGGGAGAGGCAGCUGCAGGAGGAGCUCCUCCUCAUCCAGAAGCAGCAGCAGCUCCAGAAGCAGCUGCUCAUCAGCGAGUUCCAGAAGCAGCACGAGAACCUGCUGCGUCAACACCAAGCACAACUACAGGAGCAUCUCAAGCUCCAGCAGGAGUUGCAGACUAUGAAGCAGAAACAGAAGCAGAAGCUGCUGCAGAAAGAAAAGCAGCAGCAGGAGGAACAGAAUCACGAGAGGGAGCAGGAUGGUCUCCUUCAUGAGCAGCAGAGCGCCCCCUUGAGGAGCAGGGAACGCUACCGGGAAGGUGCAGUCGCCAGCACCCAGGUGAAGCAAAAGCUCCAAGAGUUUCUGCUGAGCAAAACUCCAAAGGAUGCCCUGUCCACUGGAUCCCAACCGUCCCUCAGCCUCAGCCUCAGCCCCAAACAGUGGUAUAUCGCUUGCCAUCAUACGUCUCUGGAUCCGAGCUCUCCCCCUCUUGGAGACACGUUACCUCCCUCCAAGCUCAUCCUGCCCCUCUCUCAGGACGGCAGGGAUGAUUUCCCUCUGCGUAAGACAGCAUCAGAGCCCAACCUGAAGAUCCGCUCCCGGCUGAAGCAGAAGGUCGUGGAGAGGAGAAGCAGCCCCCUGCUGAAGAAGAACGAGGGGACUAUCGCCACGCCCUUUAAGAAGAGAGCCCUGGAGCUCCUGGAGGCAGCGGAAACCAAUCCCCGUGGUUCUGGUCCCGGCUCGCCCAAUGGAGCUCACAGCGCAAUCGGAGCUGAGAAUGGACCUUCCUCACUCCCAACUACCACACGGACUGAGCGUUGGCCUUCACAGCCGAGAUUAUUCGGACCCGAUGGAUCUGUGUCUGUGCUGAGUCUGUACACAUCUCCUUCCCUUCCCAACAUCACUCUGGGCCUAGCAGCAUCCUCAGCUAUCAGCGCUGCACCAGGUGGUGGUGGUGGUGGUGUGUCGUCGGUGCUGCGGCACGGCCUCCCCACACAGAUGCUGGGCCCUGUGCCUAUGCCUGUCUCUCUGGAGAGCAAAGCAGGCAGCAGCCAACAAGCUCUUCUUCAGCACCUCCUGCAGAAGGAGCAGAUCCGCCAACAGAAGAUCAUCUCCUCAGGUCAGUGCUCUGCAUCUCCACAGUGCCUGUCCCCUCUUGCCACGAAGGAGAGCUCUCUGUCGUCCAGCGGACGGCCCAAGUUGCCCCGCCACCACCGCCCCCUCAACCGCACGCAGUCGGUACCCCUCCCCCAGAGUACACUGGCCCAGCUUGUGAUUCAGCAACAGCACUUCCUGGAAAAACAGAAACAUUACCAACAGCAGGUCCCCUUCAGCAAGCUGCUGUGUCAACCCAUUGAGCAGCCAAGACAGCCCAGCAUUCACUUGCUGGAGUCAGAGGAUGAGCAGCAGGAUAAAGAGCCAAGGGAGCAGUCCAUGCUAGAGGAGAGAUCGCCCUCUGGUGGUGUCAUCCGGAAGCACAGCAGAUCAAACGGCACCUUCUUCACAGAUCAACAGCUCAAAGACUCUCAUGGAAGCCCCAACCCUGCCCCAAUCCAUGAGAAGAUCAUAAAGGUCAAAGAGGAGCCUACCGACAGUGAUGAGGAGGUUCCACCCAAACAGGUUCCCACCUACCACCCUGAACUGAAAGGGAGGUUGGUCAUCCAAGCCAUCGUCUGAGUCUUCUGUCUAUGGGAGAGAGGGCAUGAAGCAGCUGGGAAACAGCGCCCCUCUAUGGCCACCCCUGGCCUGGACUUCUCUUUUUAGUCAGCUCAUGAAGUUACAAUCUAGAUGUUGAUUCUAUGUACAUACUGUGAAAACAAAUGUUGAUUGCUUGUUCAUUCAAGACUAUCGUGGCUUUCUUUGUUUGAAUAAAUGUGUCAACAUUUAAAGAUGAGAGAUACAUGGCAGCUUUAGGAUAUGUAAUGUAUGGUAUUUCUGCCUGUCUCUUUCAGUUCUCAUAAAAAAUGUUUCUAAUAACUUGAACAAUGAUCAUCAUGUAAUAUGUCUUAAUGUUUCAAUGUAAAAAAGUAAUACGUAUUUGUUCCUGCAAUAGUCAUGCCAUUGCUCCUUAGGCUGACAGGUGAAACCCUACUCAUUAUGCUUUCAGUUCAAAACGGAGUCAGCAACAAAGAAGUUUCCACCCAAGAGAAGGGGGAGGUGGGCAGGAGGGAAUGAUACAGUCUCUCCUGUUUCCACUCAAGAGAGGAGAGAGGGGAGGUGGGCAGGAGGGAAUGAUACAGUCUCUCCUGUUUCCACCCAAGAGAGGGGAGGUGGGCAGGAGGGAAUGAUACAGUCUCUCCUGUUUCCACUCAAGAGAGGAGAGAGGGGAGGUGGGCAGGAGGGAAUGAUACAG